UUUUUCUAAAGAUGGAUACUUCUGACGAUUGUUCAACUAGUAAAUUAAUUUCAUCAAAUGACAACGAAAAUCUUCAAUUCUCUCUAAGUGCAAUUAUUCAAGCCCAUUCGGAUGAUGCUAAAUGUGUUAUUGAAACACCUACAGGAACAUUAAUUAGUGGAGGGAGAGAUGGUUUUAUGAAAAUUUGGACUAACGAAGGCAUAAAUUGGACAAAUACUUCAACUGUUCAACAAAAAGAUUGUCUGGCAAUAACUUCAAUUGCGUUAGGAUCUGCUCCAGAUGCUGGUUUUGAAAGUUUAAUUUUUCUUGGAAGGAAAAAUGGGUCAGUAGCUAUUUAUAAUGCUUCAAAUACAGAAGAGCCUGUUAAAGUUUUGCAAGGGCACAAAUCUAAUGUUUGUGCUCUUUAUUUUGACGAUAAAACUGGGUUUUUAAUGAGUGGAUCUUGGGACCACAAUGCUGUUGUUUGGCCGUUGGAACUUUUAUUGAAAGAAGGUCCCGAUAGGGUUCCAAUUGGAUUUUUGUCUGGACAUAAAUGCUCUGUUUGGGCUGUUGCAACUGUUCCUUCAAAAUUGCCAAAAUUUCUUACUGGUUCUGCUGAUAAGUCAAUUAAACUUUGGUCUAAGGAUUAUGAUGUUAUUGCUGAAUUUUUUGGUAAAUUAAAUUAUUAAAUAUGUAAUUUUGGUGUGGACCGGUGUCCAGGGUUUUUUCUAAAUAACUCAUUGUUUUCGGACUCCCUAGGUCUUACUGCGUCUGAUUUUCUUGGACCUGCCCUGUUAUAAUUUUGCCAUAUUUUUUUUACUACGUGCCAUCUGUAGAUUAGGAAAUUUGGAGUGUCC
Messenger RNA from Meloidogyne enterolobii, 836 nucleotides. NCBI's taxonomy places the organism in Eukaryota, Metazoa, Nematoda, Chromadorea, Rhabditida, Meloidogynidae. The record is from the annotation of a GenBank genome assembly.